UUAUACUCCGCAGACACCUACCUCUGCUGUCCUCCAUCUUACUGCGCGACCUUUUUCCCGGACGAGGAUCGACAAAGCUACAUUCCCUGGACCACUUCAGCCAUAGAUCUACAUCGGCCGUCCCGACCUCGGCUUCGAUCAGCGCACGACAACAACACCACCACAUCCAUACACACCUACACACCUACACACGACCACACAACCAUGUCCUACUACCCUGGACAGCAGUAUCAGCAGAACUACGGCGCCCCGCCUCAACAGCAGAACUAUGGCCCGCCGCAGGGCUACCCUCCGCCGCAGAACUAUGGCGCUCCACCUCCACAACAGUACGGAUAUCAACCUCCGCCGUCGCCGCAGCCGCCAUACAACCCCGGAUACGGACAGACUCCGCCGCCGCAGCAGUAUGGGUACCAUCAGACCCCGCCACCUCAGCAGUAUGGCUACGGAGGUCCGCCACCAAACCAAGGACCGUCUCCCGUGCCUCCGCAGCAGUAUCCUCGACCCGGCAUGAUGCCCACAGCCAACAGUAACCAGUGGACACACGGCAACCACAGCGCGCCGCCACCUCCGCCCACGGCUCCGCAGAACUUCGGUCACGGCGCGCCUCAAGGCUACUCGUUCCAGUACUCGGCAUGCAAUGGCCGUCGGAAAGCGCUCCUCAUUGGUAUUAACUACUUCGGCCAGCGGGGCCAGCUCCGCGGCUGCAUCAACGAUGUCAAGAACAUGAGCACGUAUUUGAACAGCCACUUUGGGUAUAAGCGCGAGGAUAUGGUGACUUUGACCGACGACCAGCACAAUCCGCUGAGCCAGCCGACGAAGGCGAAUAUUCUGAGGGCGAUGCAUUGGCUGGUGAAGGAUGCGCGACCGAACGAUUCGCUGUUCUUCCACUAUUCAGGACAUGGCGGCCAAACGAAAGAUCUCGACGGCGACGAAGACGACGGCUACGACGAGGUCAUCUACCCCGUUGACUUCCGCACCGCAGGCCACAUUGUCGACGACGAAAUGCACCGCAUCCUCGUGUCGCCCCUCCAACCGGGUGUUCGACUAACUGCCAUCUUCGAUUCCUGCCACUCUGGAUCCGCGCUCGAUCUCCCAUACAUCUACUCUACACAAGGUGUGCUCAAGGAGCCGAAUCUGGCGAAGGAGGCUGGUCAAGGCUUGUUGGGUAUUGUUUCGAGCUACGCGCGCAAGGAUAUCGGUGGCAUGAUUUCAACUGCGAGCGGAUUGUUCAAGAAGGUGACGCAGGGCGACGAAGUGUACAAGAAGAAUCUGCGGACGAAGACCAGCCCCGCAGACGUUAUCAUGUGGAGUGGAUCGAAGGAUACGCAGACCUCAGCCGACGCUUCCAUCCAGGGUGAGGCAACGGGAGCCAUGUCCUGGGCUUUCAUCAAUGCCCUGAAGAAGAACCCGAACCAGAGCUACGUCCAGCUCCUGAACAGCAUCCGUGAUGAGCUGGAGGGCAAGUACAGCCAGAAGCCACAGCUGAGCUGCAGCCACCCUUUGAGUAAGCCAUUCCUCUCGGUCCUCGGCGAAUAAUGCCAAAGCGAAUGCUAAUAU
This is a messenger RNA of Trematosphaeria pertusa, 1557 nucleotides long. RefSeq lists its product as uncharacterized. The record is from RefSeq and is a predicted model, not a curated record. Lineage: Eukaryota; Fungi; Ascomycota; Dothideomycetes; Pleosporales; Trematosphaeriaceae. Gene Ontology annotation, biological process: proteolysis. The transcript is spliced from 5 exons. Bases 205 to 1536 code for a protein of 443 amino acids. Gene Ontology annotation, molecular function: cysteine-type endopeptidase activity.